AUGCCCAGGAGAAAGGCUGAAGGAGAUAAAGUCAAGGUGAAGGAUGAACCACAGAGAAGAUCCGCGAGGUUGUCUACUAAACCUGCUCCUCCAAAGCCAGAGCCUGAGCCUAAAAAGGCCCCUGCAAAGAAGAGAGAGAAGGUACCCAAAGGGGAAAAGAGAAAAGCUGAUGCAGGCAAGGAGGGGAAUAACCCUGCAGAAAAGAGAGAUGCCAAAACAGACCAGGCACAGAAAGCUGAAGAUGCUGGAGAUGCCAAGUGGAGUGUGUGCUACUUGCUGCUGAAUGGUGUAACUUGGGCAACACAGAAGUAG
Gorilla gorilla gorilla (western lowland gorilla) is the source of this 312-nucleotide messenger RNA. Its product is annotated as non-histone chromosomal protein HMG-17-like. Bases 1 to 312 code for a protein of 103 amino acids. The transcript has a single exon. NCBI's taxonomy places the organism in Eukaryota, Metazoa, Chordata, Mammalia, Primates, Hominidae. Gene Ontology annotation, molecular function: nucleosomal DNA binding. Gene Ontology annotation, biological process: chromatin organization. Gene Ontology annotation, cellular component: nucleus; chromatin. The record is from RefSeq and is a predicted model, not a curated record.